AAACAAAUUUGGUACGAGGCUAUCAUAUGUUUUGGUGUGAUACGUUCUUUUUUAUUAUUAAUUAUACAUGUCGGUAGCAACUUUUUGGUCAAUGGUUCCCUCUUAGGGUUCGGGAAGCAGCGUGGCAAAUUACUGAGAAACCAGUUGGAUGGGAGUGUGACUUACAGGACUUGAAAUUGCGCUGGGAUUUGUGUUUGCAGAAGUUUCCACGGCCAAUGAGUGACUGACUCAUACAGCAGCAGUACUAGACAUAGUGGCGGACAUUGCAACAUCGCUAGAUCCCAGUAAAGGUUCUGAGUGGGCACGGCGAGCAAGUUGAGUAAGGUCACCGGACCCGAAAUGUUAACUCUGAUUUUUCUUCACUGAGGAAGGAAGUGGUCUGGUUAACGGUCGGGACAAAGAAGGAAUUGUAUUUUAGCAACAUAUCAUCAAGCAGAUCCCAACUCCGCCCAGGAGGAGCAAGCCAGAAGUAGGUAGAUCUCAUCAUUUACCAGAAAUCCUUAACGCUGUAGUUCCUGGUUUCCUCUGUUCUUCGGAAGGCUACACGCACCAACUCUCAGAACUUUUCUUGGAGGAAACUGGAAAUAUUAAUUGCCUUUAGAGAGUGUGAAGAGCAUGGUUCCGGCAUGGGCUCAGGUUGUCGGAUUUGCCACAUUGCCCCAUCUGGGCGGGUUAUUUGGCUGGUAUCUGGUUCGGUCACAAGUGUCGAAUUGGUAUGAACAACUGAAGAAACCAUCAUGGCGGCCACCCAAUAAGGUGAUCUCUGUAGCUUGGGCCACUUUAUACACAGGAAUGGGGUAUGCCUCAUAUCUGAUAUGGAGAGAUCUAGGAGGUUUCACAGAUGGAGCACGCAUUCCACUUGGUCUGUAUGGCACUCAGUUGGCUUUGAAUUGGGCAUUUACUCCAAUAUUCUUUGGGACGCACAGGUUAAACCUGGCCUUAAUUGAAGCGUUUUGUCUAUAUGGCACUGUGGUGGGAACAAUGGUAUCCUGGUAUCCUAUUAACAAGACAGCCACACUACUUAUGGUGCCAUAUCUGGCUUGGCUCACCCUUGCCACGGCUCUUACCUAUUGUAUCUGGAGGGACAACCCUGAUAAGAAGAAGGAGAAUUAAGAAAAGAUCUUCAGUGAUUGGAAUGCUCACCAUCAUUCAUCCUUUCAUUCCAUCCUGAUAUCACCACAAGAUGACAACUCAGAGUUGGGGGGGUGAAGUGACCUGUUGUAUUUGUUUUAUUUUAUUUGUAAUGCUUAUUAAAAAAAUGCAGAUUUAAAACA
This is a messenger RNA of Stegostoma tigrinum, 1274 nucleotides long. RefSeq names its product translocator protein-like. Gene Ontology annotation, molecular function: cholesterol binding. Lineage: Eukaryota; Metazoa; Chordata; Chondrichthyes; Orectolobiformes; Stegostomatidae. Gene Ontology annotation, cellular component: membrane; endoplasmic reticulum. The transcript is spliced from 4 exons. The record is from RefSeq and is a predicted model, not a curated record. Bases 616 to 1113 code for a protein of 165 amino acids.